ACUUUAAAGCGGGUGCUGUUUUAUCCUGUUAGACUACAUUAAUUAAUAACGAAGUUUUCUUUUGUCGUAUCAGGAAAGGCAGGUGGAAAUUCACUGUUGAUUUAUCAACAUAAAGCACAGGCGUCGAAAAGAAAACUUGAAGACCAGGCGGCAGCCUUCUGAAGCUAAAAAGUAUGCUGAAAUGAAUCACCUACAAUUUGAGGGAACUGACACCUCCAAGUUGCCAGAUAAGAGUCCCAGUGAAAGCAUAAGAGAUUUGGCUCCAAGAACUGAGGCUGUCCUGGAGAAGCAUUUAACCGAGAAUCUGGUUGAAGUAUCUAUCACAACAAAGGAAAGUUUGUCCCCAAGAGAGCCAAAAGCUGAACUGUCAGGCAAACUUGUUGGCAAAAGAUCAUUGCAGCAAAUAAUUGAACUCUCUGACAAUUAUGAUACUAAAAGGCCCAAUCUCCAAGGCAGCAGAACCGUUGAAAACAAAGUGUCUGAGGUUGUCUCACAGAAGCAAUUGACUGAGAGCAUUCAUGAAAAGCGUGGAAAAAUGAUUAAGCCAUAUGAUGAAGUCUCGAACAAGCUUGAAGGGAAAAUGUUGUUAGUUGAAGUUGAUAAUCCCUCAGCAGAUCUUGGCAAAGUGAUUAAUUCUGAAGAUGACCCUGCUUUGACUCCUGCGACUAACAUCUUGAAUAACAAGAAUUCAUUUACGGGUCAAAAGGAUCACAGCAUUGUCAGAAGAAAAACAAAGAAAAAGGAAAAGUUUGAUUUGCCUUAUCGGUCCUCAAAACGACUUGCUGGGCAACAGCCAGAGCCAGUAAAUAUCCUGGUUACCACUGUACGGGGUCGUCCAGCUGCUGCUAUUAAGUCUAAUAAAGGCAGACUUGAUGCAGGUUUGGCUUCAGAUGAUCUUGACAUUAGGGCACCUCUCCACACUUCUGCUGAAGUAAAUUCUACACUACAAGGAGUGCCAUUAACUAAGGUCAAGAGCCCAGCUGAAGAUGAUGAACUGCAGCCCAUUAAUUCCUUGGGAUUCAAUGAACAGACUCAUCAAGUUGCAUCCGGAGAGUCUAGUGGAUGUGAUGUCAGUCGAGUUACAGCUUCAGGUAAUUUUGUUAAUGGAGCAUCUCUGCAGGAUGGGGCUUUAUCAGAAGCCGAAGACUUCUUUGAUUCAUUAGAUGACAUUAACUCUACAUCACAUGAGUUAUUGAAUAAUAGCAUAUUGUUGCUUAAUGACCAAGUGGUUUCUAAAGAGCAACAUCAUAAGUUGGUAUCUGGGGAAAAUCCUGAGAAGCUCAGCAUUCUGUUUCAAGACGACUCAUGCUCUGAUUUUUCUUAUCAGAUAAUUACUGGGGAAUUGUCAAUCAAUUACGAACCUAUUUUGGAACGUGCAGCUGAUAUGGUUCAAAAGGAAAAGCCUGUGGCAACUGGGAGCUGCAGUGGAAAUGCAACUGCAAAGUUCUGCAGCAGUAAAGCCAUCCAAGCUGUAGAUUUGGCAGAUAAAGCAUCUCAACAGCAUGUGGCUAUUCAAGAGAUGAAGGUAGCAAAUGAUAUUUUUACUAUAAUAAACUCAUCAGAUCAUGAGGUAUCAUUAAAGACGAUUGAGAAAUUUCUUGAGAACCAGACUGCUGCUGAGGAGAAACCCCACACGUUGGAAACUGAGGAAGCUGCUGUCGAGAAUCCUUUCGAAGAGUUCUCAUUCCCUUUCCAGGAUACUUGGCCUGAUUCUGACCCAUUCUUUGGUCUUGCAUUUCAGAGUUUUAAAGAAGAUGAUCUGUUUCGGGGUUACUUUCAGGAAAACCUUGACACCAUUUACAAGGAGGUGAAUAGCCCGGCACCACCUAGCUUUUUUGAGUGACAUAACACCUCAGUUUGAUACAACAGGAGCAUAUGUCCCAGUGUUUCCCACGAAUUCUUCUUGGCUACCUGCAGUAAAUGUGAGCGAACCGUUAUCCAUGAAUUCCUCAUCCCAACCAUCAGAAAAUGAAGACUUUCCUAACGGCAGUGGGGUUGGUUCAGACCAACAGAUAUCCAUGAAUUCUUCAUCCUUGCCAGCAGGAAAUAUGGCCUUGUCCAGCUCGGGUGGGGUUGCCACAGAGAAGCCUUGUGUAGGGGGCAAACAGGAAGAAUGAUUCUGAAUCAGUGGAAGACUAUCCUCAUGUCAAAUAUUAUGCUGUUUGUUAGAUUGGUACUUGGGUGAACACUUUAACUAUCCUGUUUGUGU
This is a messenger RNA of Argentina anserina (silverweed cinquefoil), 2209 nucleotides long. RefSeq lists its product as uncharacterized. The transcript has 3 exons. Bases 182 to 1843 code for a protein of 553 amino acids. The record is from RefSeq and is a predicted model, not a curated record. Lineage: Eukaryota; Viridiplantae; Streptophyta; Magnoliopsida; Rosales; Rosaceae.